CUGGACAUUAUUUGUUCACCUAUUUCCACUGGCUGCCACGUCAUGUGUGCAACAGUUUCUCCAUAAUGUAAAAACAGGUGUGUGUGUGUGUGUGUGUGUGUGUGUGUGUGUUUACCUUUUAGGCUUCUUGUUGAUAAUUCCCAUAACUACCAGCUUCAUUGAAGGCCGCAGCCCGCCCUUUAUCUCUCCGGUGUACUCCCCCUGUGUGAAACAAAAAGAGGUGAGGAGGAGAUGAGGGUGAGGAUGAGGCCUGUGCUGCUCAAUAUGACAACACUGAAGCUUUUAUAGAGGGACGCUUCUUCAUCAUGCAUCCUGAUCUUAUGUUCAUCUAAGUGAAGCUGCCCGAUCUGAACAAAAGCUUCAGUCAACCACGUUUUUAACAAUCCGUGACUCAGCUGGACAAACUAUCAAUGCAACAGUAGUGAACCCGGUGAGUGAAAAUGCGCAGAAAUUAUGUUUUUCAUGCAGCAAAGGCGGAGAAAAGCGCAGCUACAUACAUGCUCUUUCUUGUCCUUGUCUUCCAUUCCACUCAGGGCGUGAUGCGGUGUGGAGGUUUUCGAAGCACCGAUGCCAACUGAAGAGGACUGAUCGACUCUGCCUCCAGCUGGCAAACCCCGCCUGCACCACGUUGUCAUAGAGACAGGCUCCCAGUUUGGCACUGGGGGGAGAUGGGAGACGGUGAGAGAGGGAGGGAGAGAGAGGAAGGGGGGGAUACAUUAAAAAGAAACAAUGAGCUGAAUGUGCUGCCUCCCUCUAAAGUCAUAACAAAGCUUCAGUAUUCCUCUUUUUCAAUUAAGGCGCAACGACGUGAGAGUGAACCUGGUGCUGCCUUCAGGGACACUCUGUUAAUUUGUAUGGUGGCCGAGAACCGCCACUGCUGCAAAUAAAAAAAGAAUGCAAAAAAAGAAAAAGAAAAAAGAAGUAACAACGAAAGUUACUGAUGAAAUAAAAGAAAGAAAGAAAGAAAGAAACUGAAGCUCGCUGCAAAUAAAAAUUUACGGCGCAAAAAUAAGUGUCAAUGCAAAAAAAAAAAAGGCCACAAUGGAAGUAAGCUGUCGGGGACCAAUAAUGAUGAUGCAUCAGUGUUUUAUGAUAAAUAAAUAAAUAUAUUUGUUAAAUUUUAAGGGCAUUUUUAUUUUUUUGUUUUUCAGUAGUAAGUGAUAUAAAUAUUUCAGCUCCAAAAAAAUAAAAAAUUUCUGGCCAUAAAUUGUGGUUUCAGGCGCUAAAGGGAUAAGACAGGGGAGGUAAGUUGGCAAGGCAAGAAAGUUAAUGCACCUCUCUACCAAAACUAAUCCCAUUUUUCUUUAUCAUAUCAUUUUCACAAUUAAAUCUUCCCAACAUCUUCUCACUACAGUCCCCAUCAUCUGUGUUUUCCACUUACUCAGUGUCGGAGCUUGGGGUUCCUUCCAAAACCUCAGAAUAGUCUGUGAACAUGUAAUUAGGCCUUUCUUUACCUUUUUUACCUGUUAAGUGCAUUUCUACCUUUUUGUCGUGUCUAAAUCCUUUCAUGCAGAAGAAAAAAGAUGACUUGGAUUGAUCUAACACUUUGCAAACAACAGAAUAGUAAAUAUUAUUCAGACGUGGUUAUAGUCUGAUUUGGCAUAUAAGGCAUUUCAGCAACAAGGCAACUCAAUCUGCUUUACACGAGAUAUUAAAGGCACCAUGACAAGAGGACAUAAUUCAAGCAAGUUAUGAAAAAGCCAAGAGAAGUUAAAAAAAAUAGAUCAAAAGCUGAACAGUAGAAUGGAAAAGAUGUUUAUAGCUUCUUCACAGGUACAGGACAGUAGAGUAGGGCUACAGUGGAAUUUUUGUGAUACAAAAAUGUUAUAAAUAUGAUCGCUAAUAACUUGUUUUAGUGUCAUGUUCAAGGGGCAACUUUUUCCAUAUCUUUGGUUUGCCUGCAUGAGUUUCUCUUUUUUCUCAAAUGCACAUGAUUACAUUCAUAUUUUCCCAACCAGAAAUUACAACCAGACUGAAAAAUAAACAAAUCUCAGACCGAGGUCCACUCCUUUUGUGGAGUUGUACCAGCAUCCCACGCACGCUGAGUUUGCAGAGUUGCCAUGGUAGUGGAGCUUUGGGACUUCUACAGUCAACUGAAAUUUUUAGCCAGAAAAAUGGAAAAUUUAAACAUCUGCAGUUUCCCAGCAGCUGAGGAAACUCUCUCUGCUGCUGAGUCAUAGUUUAACUAGACUACAGAGCCUUUUUUAAAAUUCAGAAACAGAUGGUUUGGACAUUUAUUUUUGCAUGUUUUACCUACGAUGUAAGUGAUGAUAAGUAGUCCCCAAGUGUUUCCUUAAAGGGAUAUUCCAGCAUAAAAUUAAUUUAGGGUCAAACACACCGUAGAGAGAUGAAUGUUGCAGACCGCUUGCUUCUCUUGUUAUACCAACUUUAGUAACAACUGCAGGAUAGCAAUACACAAUCCGUAUACUGAAGGAAGGUGGAACCAAGUCGUCCAUUGUAUAUACAGUCUAAGGUUUGAUCUUAACUUUAUUUUACGCCGGAAUAUCCCUUUAAAUCAAAGAAUACUCAAGCUGUUUACCGCAAGCGCAACUUAUUUAAAGAAAAAUGUAUGAAUAAAAUAUACCUUUAAAACUGUGUAAAUAGUUUUAAGCUCCAAAAAUACACGUAGAAAAUUUAAUAAUAAAGUUAAUAAAGUUCACUUUUUAGACUUUUCGUUUCGUUUAUGAAUCCCUGUGAAUAUUUUCCGACGGUCCCUGAAAGCAGCACUUGAAUUGAAAAAAACGUUCUAGAACGCCCACUGUCCUCCACCUCGUGCCAACCUUUGACCAACCAGCGUCGGGGAAUCAGCUGAUUCUGUCACAUGACCUACGGUAACAUGCACCUAGCCGCCUAUUAUAAAAGGUCGGCAGAAGGCAGGGGCGACGAGUGUAAAUAACCUCCAUUUUAGGGGGAAACAGCCUAAAGAAACAGGUAAGUAAGAACAUUUAACGAUAUUUAUCUCUGCGGUGUUCAGCGGUGUGUUGGUAGUUGUAGUUCCGGAAGUUAGAGUACUUUAUGUUCCAGCAGGAGGCAGUUAGCAUCACUGGAGGCUAAUGCUAAUGCUAAGAGAGAGAGCUGUCAAAUCUGGGAAAACAAGAAUGACUAAACAGGAGACGAUGAUGCUUUAAAAAUACAAUAAAACAUGAUUCAGAUGUUGGUGACUGACAACAGCUGCUCAGAUGUCGGUUGUUUUGAUCAGUGUUUGCUUUUCAACGUGCGUGGUUUGUUUGUUCAGAGAAUUAAAGGGACAGAGGAUCUCCAACCAAAGAUUCACAACAAGACAGUAUCAUAAAUGAGAUAAACCAAGAUGUUUCGAUGAAACUGAGAGCAGUAUGUAAGAUCUUUUAACAGAGUUAAAACCAUAGAGAUUGUGACAGUGAAAACAUGAUAACAGUACAGCACCACUGACAUUAAACUCUGAAAACCCUGGAACAUGUAUGAAAAACAGUAGGGGAGAGUGGGGUAAGAUUAGCCUAUUUUCAUAUUUUAGAUCACUACAUGAAGUCAAUCAUAGUUUUGUCUCUAACUAGUGUAUUUGCAUAUAUCAGUCUGACAGAAUAAGUGUAAACGGUCCAUGUAUUAUCGGUCUAUUCAAUUAUUUCAUUCAAUCUAGUAAAUUAAAAAAUGAGUCAAUAUUUUGUUUGUUUUUCUGUAUAAACAAAUAUUAAAAAAUUAGUUUUUGUUUUCGUAUUUUCAGUUUAAAACAGAAUAUGUAAUAGAGAAGGAAAUGAAGAUGAAAUAAUAAAUCUUAUUUAUAAUUAUUGAUUUUGAGUGUGCCUGUUUUGAACAUACAUGUAUGGGGGCUGCAUUGGCCUUCCCAUGAUUCUCAGCGACAGUUACCAUGGCGAAAGAAAAAGACAAAAUGUUUAAUGUUUGAAUUGCUAAACUUGAUUUGAACUUGAUGCUGCGGCACGUUUCACAAAAGCUGGGACAUUAAAACUGAUUUAGAUGAAGCUGUUUUCAUCCCACGGUGGGGAAAUUUACAGUGUUAUAGCAGCAAAGGAUCAGCGCAAUUAAACUGAUAAUUAUAAACAGUUAACUUAAAACCAAUAUAGGGAAUGUUAAAUACAAAACAGAGGGACAAAAACAACAAUAACAAAAAAGAAAUGGACACGUUAUUAUUGCCCAUUGUUUGAGUUAUACCUUAGAAACAUGCAGGUAUUUACAAUUGCAUUAAAAUAGUCGUCUGUCUGUAUUGCUCAUGGAGGUAACACUCAGUUAUUGUCUGUUAGUUGUGCUAAAAAAAACUGGACUACUGUGAGCAGGCCUGUUUAAUCAGUCUGACUGCAGCAGGAAGGAAGGACUUGUGGUUUCUCUCUGUCACUGAAGGAGCUGUUACAGAGCUGUUACAGUGUUGUUACAGCGCUCUGCAGGGGGUGAGAAACAAUAUCUAUGAGAGCUUAGCCAUGUCAUCCUCCUGUUCCCCAUCACCUCGACAGGGUCCAGAGGGCAGUCCAGGACAGAGCUCGCCUUCCUCACCGGUUUGUUUAGUCAAACUGAACAAUUUAUCAGCUGAUUAUGAACCAAAGGGCAGAAAAUAUUUCAACGCUCUGAAGUUAAAUUUGAUUAUGUCCGAGUUAAUGAAGAAACUGUGAUCGGAAAAUACCAGAAAGAUGCUUCAAAUGUGGAAAAUGGAGAAGUUUGUCUGCUACAGGGAUAGAGAUAAGCAACAGUGACUUUAAACCAUAACUUUAAAUACAUAAAGCAGAUUUACAUAAACAUGUUUCUACAUUUUGAGCACAAAGUUUCUUUUUUGGCUUUAAGCUCAAAUUCCUCGUAAAUCUCCGAACUCAGCCAGUCUUUCCUCCUCAGGUGAGGUGAGCUCAGGCGUCUCUCUCUCCGCUGUAUGGAUGCCAAAGUGUCCUUCUGGCCGUGACCGCUGAGCAGAGGAGUGUCACAGUGAAGCCUGACCGCCAUGUAUCCGUUCGGCUGCGAGGCGGAGACCUCUCUCCAGGACCUGUUCGAGUACUUCAAAAGGUGCCUGCAGCACGGCGAGUGGGAGCUGGCCGGCGCCUGCGUGCCACAGCUGGUUCGGUCCACAGGAGGACUUUCGGAGAAGCUGCGAGAAAUCAUCAGAGCGAUCGUCUGUCAGCCUUACAGUCUGAAGUGAGGGAAGAAUCUGGUUUGAAUGUGGUCGUGUGGAAAGGUUUCCUGUCAGAGGUGUCUGAUAUGACGGUGUUUUUGUUGUAGAUGGGAGUCUGUGGGGAGUCCACACAAACUGGCGUGGUUUUGGCUUCAGGUUUUGGAGAAAUGGACAGAAGAGAAGGUAAACGUCUUUAACUCUGUCUCUGCUGGUCUCCCUGUGAGCCUGCGUGACUACAAACUGUGUCCAUGUUCUUCAGGUUCCUCCAAACACCAGACGGGAGCUGGAGUUCCUGCUGCUGAUGGAGGAGCUGGGGUCAGAGGGCAUACCAGGGUCAACUCUCAAGGUCAUUAUGAAAACCAGCGUCAUCUUCAAUCAGAUUAAAGGGCAGUGACACCGUUUUUAACUCGAUUUGUACCUACAGGAGCUGCACCAGGCUUUCUUAGACUCACAGAAGACCCCUGAUGGUUCGAGGACGACAGAUGAUGCGGUGGAGUCUUGUCUGCAGACUUUACUGGAGAAGAAGAAGCCCAGACUUGCUCAGAUGUUGUCUCAUUUCCUGCAGGUAAAGUCAAAUAUCUCACUUUGUCUUUUCUGAAACACAGAGACGAACAGUAAUAACCUUUUGUCUUCUCCAGGAGCAGCCGGGCUCAGAGGACCGCGGCCUGCAGCACACCUUCAUCUCACACCUGAUGAGGAAGCUCUCAAAGCCGGAGAGGAGGCCGGAGAACGUGGAGGAGUGGGCGGAGGAGAUCUACUCCGUGCUGUCUGUGAUGCCGUGGAGCUCAAAGCGAGGACAGGGGCGGCUGGAGGCGCUGUGUGAGGCGCUGUGGGCGGUCAGGGACGACCCGCUGAGGGAGGAGAGGAUCCUGAGCUCGCUGCUCCGCCCGCGAUGUGACGCUCUGGUCUCUGAAUACUGCUGCACCGCUAUGAGGCUGCAGAGGGAUCACCUGCUGAGGAGCGCCCCCCAAACACAAGGUAACUGAGGAGAAGAACUUUAUUUACAAACCCGGGGUUCUGUUUCUGCAGGUUCUGAAAGCCUCGACAGAAUCCUCGAUCUGGUCCACACACUCUUAGUGAUCUGGAAAAACCGUCUUAAGCUUAGCAGACAGAUCUCCAAAUGUGGCUUUAUUUUUGUCAGAGAACCCAGAGUCCAACAGGCAGAAUUUCAGGAUUGAUACUUAUUGAUUUAAACUUUGAAGUUAACUCAGAGUCAAACUUUACAGUCCAUGUCAUUGCUGCUCGCUGAAUCGACCCGCCGGUCUCCAUCUGCUCACAGAAAUCUGUUAAACUGAGUCUCUAGAUCUGAUGCUGCUCUUCAGCCCAGUAACGACUCUCUGCUGUCGUUUCCUGUCUCAUCACUUCCUCGUCUGAUCUCAUUUUAAUCUCUCACAGAUAUCUGAAAUCUGAGCUCGCUCCUCUCUGCCGUCAGUUUCCCCUUUUCCCUCUUUUGAUCGCACUUCUGCUUCUGUGGUCCUGACGAACUUCAUGUCACAGCUGUUUUUGAUUUUUUUUCAGCUGUAGGAAAAUUGACUUUCAUUUCCAAAGAUCUGACAUGAAGCUUCAACUUGACAAAGACCAGGGAGCGUGGACGUGUUUCUCCAUCUCAGGGAUGCUUUCGUGUUUGAAAACAAUCUUAUUUAGAUCAUAAAACAAUUCAGAAUUGACACACAGACACCAGCUGAACAAAGUGAAGCAGAGCUGAGAUGCUUUCAAAAAGAAAAUAAUAACUUUAUUUUUUAUAGCACUUCUAAAAACAGAGGUUUACAAAGUGCUUUGACAUAAAGCUCUGAACGUCGGCAUAUGGAAAUAAAAAUAAAAAGUUCAGUUGAAACAAGACAUUUUCAUAUGGCAUAAGGAACCCAGACAAUACAAGAACCCUGCAGCAUAAAAUAAGACCAUGAGGACCAAAAUAAGAUCGUAAAAUAUAUUAGUAUAUAAGUAUAACAAAAGCUAAAAAGACAGUAAAGCUGAAAUAAGUAAAAGAGAUAAAGAAUGGCAUCACAUAAAAAAAAUUCUGUUUUUAAGAUUGACUUAAAAGAAGUGUCUGUCUCUGCUGUUCGCCUUAUCUCCUCUGGCAGGUCGUUCCAAAGUCGAGGAGCUCUGAUGGAGAAAGAUCUGUCACCUUUAGUUUUGAGUCUCGACUUUGGAACGACCAGGAGGCCUUCGCCAGACGAUCUGAGGCUGCGAGUUAAAAGCUCUGAAAUGUAGCUCGGAGCGACUCCCUUACGAGCUUUAAAAUUAAUCAAUAAAAUCUUAAAAUCAAUUCUAAAACUGACAGGAAGUCAGUGAAGGGAGGCUGAAAUUAGAGAGAUGUGAAGCCGUCGACUAAAACCAGUUUUAGUUUUAGCACCUUCAUGUUAGUAUUUACAGACUGUUCCAAAUCCAAACUCUCUCUUUUUCUGUUUCUGCGUCUGUCCUCUAGUUUAGUUCGAUAUUUAAAGUGUUUUCUUGUCAUUAUCAUUCGUAACAGAAACAUUUCUUCUCUCUAGCCGAUCUUCCUGAAGCAGAGCGGCUGACCCUGAGUUUAUGUAGCUACAAGGAUCGUCCAUCCGUCUGGAAGACCAUCUACUUUGAGUGCCUUAGCAGCGGGAAACACUUCCUGGAGCAGGUUUUGGUGAGUGGACCAGGAGAAGUGGUCAUUCUGUCUUUCUAAUUUGGACUCUUGAAGGAUGAGAAAACACGGUCAGCUGACCGAGGAGGACAUUCAAUAAGGUGACAGAAGUGGUCUCUCUUCCUGUAGGUGACGGCGCUCGACCUGAUUAAACACGAGGAGUUCGCUCAGCUCAGAGACCUGCUGCAGCUGGAGUUCCAGCCUCUGUCCCGUCUGCUGUUACUGCUGGGCUGGACUCAGUGUCGCAGUCUGAGCUCGGCUCAAACGCUGCUCAGCAUCCUUCAUCGAGAGCAGGUCAGGAAACAAACACCAGCUGUUUCACUCCAGGAGGGGUUUGGAAAGUCUCUCCUGGAGUUGUUUUCAGCUCGUCCUCACUGCAGAAAAGGUCUGAAAGAAGUCCAGAUCCCUCUAUGAAUACCAAGACCUCAUUAUGGGACAAUAAAAUCAUGACUUUUCUUGAUUUUAGGGGUCAAACAGUUUAAAAAAACAACCUUUUAAUACUUUUCAUUCUCCUGUAAAUGUUUCAAACUUGUUCUGAAAUAUAAAAAGUCAUUUUUUUAACCUCAUCUCUUUGUUUUCAGGCUCCAGCCAGCGACUCUGUGCUGCAGGAGUUUGCUAACCUUCUGUCUUCUCAGCUCGGAGUUCUGGAGUGGUGUAAAAACAACAACCCGUGAGCGUCUCUCCUUUCUUUUCCCAGUUUUUCUCCGUCUGAGUAACCCUUUCUUUCUAACGUCGACCUCUUCUCUGUUUUCUUUCUUCAGAGGGAUUCCCACCGAAGCGUUGCUGUCCCAGCUCUACACCCUGGACAAUCACUCGGCCCUCUACGUUCUGCACUCCUUAACUCCUUUAGCUCAGUUUGAAGAGCGCAAGAUCCUGGAUCUGCUGCAGCAGCUGACAAACUCACCAGGAACAGGUCGGCGUCCCGAUCGCCCUCUCUCUCUCUUUUUUUUUUUUAGUGUUUGAGAUUUAACUCGAGGUUUGUUUCCUUUUACCGCAGGAGAAGAAGACGGUGAGAAGGUGAGUCCUCUCAGUCCAGGUCUGCAGAGGAACAUCAUCCUGUUCCAGGGUUUCUGUGCCAUGAAGUACGCCGUCUACGCUCUCUGUGUGAACGCGCACAAAUACUGGAGCUGCUCCGACUGUGAGUCCACGCCGCAUCAGCAGCCGUCUGAGGAGGAACCAGACCAGGAUCAAACCUCCACGUCUUCAAACGGUCUGCAGACGGUUUAUCUCCUCUGAGAAAUGAUGAAAAAAAAGAACGAUGAGAAGCAGAAGUUUGAGUUUCUUCUUCGUUUGUUUUCUUUCCAGGUUCUCCUCUCAUGUUCAAGCACUUCCUGUCAGAGUGUCAGCUCUACCUGGAGGCGGUUCCUGCCAUGUUUCGCCUCGAGCUCCUGGAGAACAUCUUCUCCCUCCUCUUCCUCUCCACUGCAGACUUCGUCCAGAAGGACCCGAACUCAAACCAGAGCUCUCAGUCCGAGAGUCCAUCAGACACGAGAACCGUGGAAUCUGAGACCAAACCAAAGACGGGCGAGACGGAGAACCAGAAGCCGAGACCGGAUUCAUCUACAGCGUCCCUCUGCGGUCACCUGGAGCUGGGACACUUCAUCCAGGGCUGCAGGGGGUUCCUGGUGGACGUGACGGCCAUGGAGGGGUUCCUGAAGCUGCUGAAGGAAGGACUGGAGGGGAUGUGUGUGGUGGGAGAGCAGGACGGCCAGGAGGGGGGACGGGCGCUGCCUCGGGAGGAGGAGGCGGCUGAGAGCCUGGGAUGUUCAGUGACGGCGGCCACGUUUGGAUCCCGUCUGCAGAGGUUGUCCAAGCGUUUGGCGGAGGCUCAGUGGAGGCUGCAGAUCAUCACGAGUAACCAGAGCGGCGGCGGCGGUGAGAUGAACACGCCGUCUUAAAUUUCUGCUCACGUUUCCUUUAGAAGUAAGAGUCCUUCUUAAAGUCUGAACGUUGAUCUUGCAGGUCCAGAAAGUCCGUUCCAGAUGUCCUCAGUCGGCGGAGCGGUCACGCCUCUGGGCCGCAGUAAAAGCUCGAGUCUGAGGAGGAGAAAGAGACACGGGAGACACUCCAUCGAGAGACAGACGUCCACGGAGAGAUGCAACGGGGAAGUGAGCACCAGCACGUCAGGUGAGGACCAGAUCCAGCUUCAUCUGUUCAUUUCAGAGACACGUUUGGAGAGCGCUCACCUCUUCUUCUUCUGUGGUAGACGGUGGAGGAGGAGCAGCAGCAGGUUCAGUGGAGUUGGAGGUCUGUCCAUGUGGCGGUCCACACAGCUGGCUUGUCCCCGCCAUGCUGUCCCCUCCAGAGUCUCUGCUCAUGUCCUGCAUCCGCCGAGGGAACUUCAUGGAGGCCCAUCAGGUCUGUGGUGGUCUCCUCAGGUUCACGGGUGUCUUUGAGACCUGAACCUGAGGACUGAGCUGAGUCUUGGUGUCCCCUCAGGUGUCUCUGGUGUUCGAUCUGGAAGCGUCCGCCUGCUGCGGCGAGCUGGUGUUCAUGGAGCGCUACAAAGAAGUCCUGGUGGAGCUGAGCCGGGUGGAGCAGAAGAUGGAGAGCCAGUCCAUGUCUUCAUCCUCGUCCUCCUCUGAAGGUCUGGGGACUCCAGCUGCGACGGGUCCGGGGAGGAGCUGGCUGGGCAGCAGCGGGCGAUCGACCCUGCAGGCGAUCGGGAGCGCCGCUGCUGCAGGUUUUUACUCUCAUGUUCGACUCUGUGAUCUAAAAUCCUGACGUUUCAAACUUCUGCUUCACUGUUUUUGAUUUUUAGACCUUAAAGGACUCUGAGGUUCCUGGAUCUGACUCUGUACCCUCCUCUGCAGGUGUGGCGUUCUACUCCAUCUCAGACAUCGCAGACCGUCUCCUCAGCAGCCCCGCCCACCCCAUGCCGUCUCUGGAGGAGAACUACUGGCUGAGCAGCUGCUCCUCAGACCCCUCUGGGCUGCUCUACACGCUGCUGGAGGAGCUCAGUCCUGCAGCCAUGGCGGCCUUCGACCUCGCCUGCUGCCACUGUCAGCUCUGGAAAACGUCCCGUCAGCUGCUGGACACGGCGGAGCGGCGGCUCUACAGCAGCCUGGAGGCUCGAGGUGUGUGGGAGUCUCUUUUUAAGAAAGUUUGAGUCAAAGUGAAGCUGAACUUAUGAAAGUUUAAGGCGGGGUCGACAGGAAGUAGAUUUGUUUGUGGUGUUUAUACAAAAAAACUUUUAAUAUCAGUCAAUAGUUAUUAGUUAUUGAUGACAUUUGGGAAUAUCAUGAUAUCGCUGUGUUCUCUUAUGUACAACUGAGUAUUAGAGACACAGUAAGAAAAAAAUAUGUAACACUUAGAGAUUAAAGUCGUAAACUUCGGAGAAUUAAGUCGUAAUAAAGUAAUUUUUUACAAGAACAAAGCCGUAAUAAAUUGAUUUCUGAUGAGAAUAAAGUCAUAAUUAAACAAUUAAGAGAAUAAAGUCCUAAUAAAUCAAUUUCCUAUGAGAAUAAAGUCCUAAUAAAAUAAUUUUUUAUGAGAGUUAAGUCAGAAUAAAUUCCUUAUAUCCGAACUUGUUGUUUAAGAUGACAGCUGUUGAAAUAAGAGCUUUGGAGCAUUUCGUGAAAAUGUACUUUUAUAUAAGUCAAUUUUAAAAACUCACUUUUACAGACUUGCCUUUAUGUGAUGCCAUCUUUCAUCUUUUAUCGUCUUUUACCUUUUUUCUUUUUCUCCUUUUUCUUUUACCUCUUUUACCUCUUUCUUAUUUAGACUUACUGUCCUUUAAGCCUUUGAUUUACUUAUAAUCUUUUCUUAUUUUAUCUCUCAGGUCCUUCAUUGAUUUUAAUGUUUUUUAUUUUCCUUUAUUUUAUUUUUUAUAUAUAUAUAUUUUUUUUAUUCCACUUUAUCAUUUAUAUUACCAUCAUUAUCAUUUUAUUAUAAUUUUAUUAUUAUUAUUAAUAUCCUCUUUUAUACUUACUAGCCUGUUUCCUGCCCUCCUUUUCUAUUUCAUUUUAUGUUUUUACUUUGGUCCUCAUGGUCCCAUUUAUUUUGUAGGGUUCCUGUAUUGCCUGGGUUUCUUACAAAAAGUGAAACAGGCCUACAAUUCAGAGGCCUGUUUUUGAGCUUUUGUUUUUAUGUGUUUUUAUUUUCAUGUGCUGAUGUUCUGUGCUUGCAACUGUUGUCUAAGCACUUUGUAAACUUCUGUUUUUAAAGGUGCUAUAUAAAUAAAAUUAUUAUUAUUAUUAUUAUUACUAUUUUAAUAUAUAUUUCUCAAACAAGAAGAUACUUAAUCUUUUGGCACAUAAGCACCACAUGAUCAUAAGUAUCAUAAAGAUUUUAUUACGACUUUAUUCUCGUAAGUUAACGACUUUAAUCUUGGAGUCUUAGUUUUUUUUUCCUAAUGUGGCCCUAAUGCUCCUUUGAUCUUAUGUCUGUGUCGUCAACAUUUAAAAAUUUUUUGAGCGGUCCGCUCUUUGUGACUGUAAACAAAGCCGUUCUCUGCCUCCAUGACCUGAUUGGUUGUGAGGCAGACGCUGCUCCCCCGUGUCGUUCAGGAGCCCAAACAAAGUUAGCGUGCUACAAUAUCGGACAGUAGAAACCAACCAGAAAGUUCGGAAAAUUGUCUGAAUCCUCCUUUGGCCACGACUGCCGACACAAGCAAGAAAAGACUCAAACAUAAACAGUCAGCAAGAAAACAGUCAACAAGAAAACAGUCAGCAAAUAACAAUCAACACCAAACCGGUAAACAGGAAAAUGGUCAACACCAAAACAGUCAACAAAAAUCAGUCAACAAAAAACAGUCAACAAGAAAACAGUCAGCAAGAAAACACUGCUCCCCCGUGUCGUUCAGGAGCCCAAACAAAGUUAGCGUGCUACAAUAUCGGACAGUAGAAACCAACCAGAAAGUUCGGAAAACUGUCUGAAUCCUCCUUUGGCCACGACUGCCGACACAAGCAAGAAAACAAAGUAAAUCCCGGAGACUCUGGAGGAAUAACGGGCGCUUAAAACGGAGGUAGACCGGACAAGAGCUAAAAAGCCGGGUCAACAUAAACGAUGGGGGACGCUUGGGGAUCUUGGUGACCCUGUAACCUUUCUGCUGGACAGGUAAACCGCUUUAACAAAGUAAGACAAGUGUCUGUAACAGAAGUGUUUCUUGUCAAACGGACCUGCUGUAGCGUGUUGUAGCGCCAUCGCUAAACUGUCCUCCCUCGGGUCCUGGACUAUGUCACUUUAUCCUCGUUGUAGAAGUCCUGCAAACAUUUUGACUUUCAAGUUGACUGGGCCUCGUUUGUAAUGACUUAUCUGCAUUAUAUCUGAAUUUAAUUGAAACGAUACGAGCGAGCAGGAGAGUCUGUUUGUGGGCGGGGCUAAGGGGAAAACUGACACUUCCUCAGAUCCUGCCUACCCCACCUUUUAGAUCGAGUCUUUUAUGAAGUUUUAAAACGUUGAGCUUCAGUUUCAUGUGUUACAUUUUAAUCUGCCCCCCCAGGAGUCGGAGUCGACUCAAAGGUUCCUCAUUCUGAGGGGAUCUGUGGAUUUCCUCUGGUGUUACAACAGAUCAACAAGAUCCUGAAUCACUCGGUCUCUAAUAAAGGUUCUGUCAAAGCCGGUGAGUCUGAACUCUUUCCUCGUCGUCUCUGUCCGUCUUAACUCAAAGUUUGUGAAGCGAUCUUCUCACACCAGGUCUUCUCUCGUCCACAGAAGCUGUCGUUGAAGACCAAGUAUUCGCCAGUCCCUUCGGUUGCUGCGUCCAGGACGUCCUCCUCUGCUGUCACCCGUCUCUGACCGAAGAGUGCAUCGCUGCUCGGCUCGGUCUCGCUCAGCGUUUGGAGACGACUCUGAGCAUCCUGAGCGGCGCCACAGACGGAGCAGGUUUGAACAGAAACUGAAGCUGCUUAGAUGUUCUGAACCGGAUCAGCAGGAGGUUUUAGUGCCUUCAGCUGGACUUUAAAGGAUUGUUCAGGAUGUGUGUCUCUCCUCCCACAGAGGGCAGAGUGGGCAGCGCUCUCCUGGCUCUGCUGGGCGAACAGGCCAGUCUGAAACCGGCCGAGCUGGACUCUCACCCUGUGCGCUCCAGUAUGAAGCAGCUGCUCCGCUCUCUGGACCAGCUCUGCCCCUUUGAGCCCGACGGAGACCUCGCCAGACCAGAUUACGUGCGCAGUUUCUUGGACUACAUCAACACGCUGGCGUCUGUGCUGGUGCGGAGUCUGAGCUCAGAAGGUGAGAGACAGAAACAUCGUCUUUGAAACUCUCCUCAUCCCUCUAAAUUCAUCCUCAGAAGUUCGUAAAUGUCCAUUUUUAUCUUCUUCUUCUCUGGUUCCUCUCAGACCAGAACAGCGAGGUCAAACUCGGGAACCCUCUGCUGGUGUUGCUCCAGUCCCCGUUUCAGCUUCUGUCCCACCUGCUCUUUGACAGACAGGUGGCUCCGGACAGGUAUGCAUGAAGACUCCUGUCCAGACUGACCAAUCAGAGACACAGUUGACUUUUCGGGGUUUCCAGAUGCAGGGAUUUUGUGUUUUUCCUCGUGGUUAACAGUCUCGUUCUUGUCCUCCUUUAGGGUCCUGUCUUUGCUGUAUUUGUCCUCCUCUCAGGGUCCUGUCUUUGCUGUUCUUGUCUUCCUUUAGGGUCCUGUCUUUGCUGCAGCAGGAGGGUCUGCGUCUGAGCGUCCAGCAGGUGAUCGUCCAGCGCUGCUGUGAGACUCUUCCUGUCUGGACGUCCUGUCCGGGCGACGACGGAGACGCCGGUCCGACUAAAACAGACGACGGCACGUUUGGAGUCUCCAGUCUGUCCGUCCUGCUCCAGCAGCACGCUCCGGAGCACAUGUCCACUCUGGGACUCGCAGAGUCUCACUCGGACGUGAGCUCCGAGUCUGAGACGUCUGCUGCGGAGGACAGCUCCGCCCUCUCCACCUCCCCCACCAACCUCUCCACCUCUCCACUGUCUCACUCGUCCUCCUCCUCAUCCUUGUCGUCUUCCUCGAACUCCUUCCUCCUCACACCAUCAGCUCUGUCCUUCCUGAAGUCUCGCUCCCCGUUACUCGCCACGCUCGCCUGUCUGAGCGCGUGCAAAGGGGAAGCGGCCCGGACUCAGCCCUCGGGGUGGUCCGGUUAUUUCCGUAGCGGCCGUAAGGAGGCGGUUUUAGACGGGGAGCAGAUCUCUAAAGAAGCAGACCUCCUCCUGAAAGACUUCCCAAUCCUGCGUGCGUACCUCCACGCCAUGGCGGAACCGGUGCUGGGCUCUCUGGGCGGCGAGGGGGAGGAGGGGUUAGGGGCGGUGGUUUGUGGGAAACCUCUGGUCAGUCUCCUGCUGUCUGGACCUCAAGCAGAAGUGUCUCAGGCUGUGGCGGCUGAAGCCUUCCAGAAAUCUCUGUCCUCCAAAGACCUGUGCCGGGCCCUCAGUCUGCUGGAGCUGUACGGGCAGGGCUGCAGCCAGGAGGGGGCGCUCAGGGACCGCCUGCUGGCCUGCGCCGCCCUAGAAGGUAAGAAUAAAGAGAUUCGGUUUAAUCUGAAUCUGACUCGCUGUGGUUUUGAGUUUUUUGUUGUUUCUCGACCUUCAGACGGAGACAACGGUAUCGGUCAGCUCUUCAGAGUCCAGGACGCUAACCUGCGAGGCCGCGUCGCUCUCCAGGCUCUGGAGCGCUGGCCUCUGUCUUCCUGUCUGGAGCUGCUGGAGUUCUGUCUGAAUGACCCGGACACGGAGAGCUCACUGAGGACGGAGCUGGAGAUGAAGAAGAAGGAGCUGGACAUCUACCACUGGGUAAGAUCCGAGUUUCCUCUGAUCUGAGAGGAAACGAAAGGAAAAAAGUCUUAAAAUGAACUUGAACUCCAUUUGAACACUUAGAUAUUUAAAUAAAGGAGCAUGACUUUAGUUUUCCUGAGGAACUCUUUCUCUCCUCUCUUUGUCUGAUUUUCCUCUCUGACUAAACGGCGUUUGUCUUUCCUCCUCACAGAUGCUGACUCUGCAGCCUCCGUUGCCCUGGGUUACCUGGCAGGAGCUGAGGACCGAGUCAAAGACAAACUCCGAGUCCUUGUUGUUGAAGAUGAUGGAGGCUAAAGUUUGUACACCUCACUUACAGACAAUAAACCGUUUUUAUUUUAAUUCAUCGGUUUGAUGUUGACGACGUUGUUCCCCGCAGGAGUUUGACCUCUGCGCUCGCUGGGUCGACCUCUAUCCCGUUUCUGAGCAGCUGAGGCUGCAGCUGCAGACCGAGCAUCUGCUUCACCUGCUGGAGAAAGGACAGAUGGACGAGGCUUUCCAGGUACAGAGGGACUCAACAUGUGGUCCAGACUAAAACCAAUCUAGAUCUUUUUAUAGUGAUGAGUCGUCUGGGUCCUGGAGUCUUCCUGCUGGAUUUAUAUGAUCCAGAUCUGCAGAUUUGGGCUCAGGACCAGAUUAGACACGUCUCUUUACUGAUUCAACUCUAGUGCAAUAUUAGAAAUGUAAAUACCUCUAUGUUUUCUGCACAUUUCUUUUCUCUCCUGUUGCAGAUUUUCGUCCCCGUGUUCACGUCUCUUUUACCAAAUAAACACAUGAAUAUAUAAACUCUUGUUUCAGUUGCUGGAGGCCGUCUCAGAUUUCGCCGUCGGCCUGGACGUCUGUGAACGAGCUCUAGAUCGCCGCCCCGGAUUGGCAGCGUGUCACUUCCUGGCUGAUUACCUCACUCUGCAUUUCCAGAGGCAGGUUUCUCCGGCACGCCGACGGCACAUCCACGCCCUCCACCUGGGCUCCAAGGUUUGUAUGUAGUCCAGGAAAUGCGCACUGGUCUGAGUUCGAGUUUCAGACCGUUUUCAAACUCGUGUUUCUUCUCCUUCAGGUGUUGCUGACUCUUCCUCCUGCGGCGCGGCAGGAUUACUUCCCUCUACUGUCUGAGCCGCUGCUGAUGCUGGAGCAGCUGCUGAUGAACCUGAAGGUGGACUGGGCGGACAUGGCGGUGCGAACCCUGCGGAGCCUCCUGAUUGGUCAGGAGGCCGGUUUUGGUGCGGAGGACAUCGAUAAGCUCCUGUCAGAUUACGCCUGUAAGGCUCUGGACUUCUCCUGCGCCCCGCGGAGGUGGUCUCGAUCCGGUCAGUGAAUGUUCAUGUGACGUCAGGCAGAAUUUCAGAAUAAAAGCAUACAGGCUUUUACUUUGAAGCACAGUUGUAGAUUGACACAUGGCUGCUUGUUUUGCAGACUCUCUCGGCGGUCUCCAGGACGCUCUGCUGCAGUGUCCCGCUCAGGAGAACUCCGCUUUAUUCUCUCAGAUCGAAUCUCCGACAGCAUCUUCAGGUGAGACUCAAACCGAGGUCCUCCAGGCGACGGCGCCGCUCUGAAUCCUUCACAUGUUUCUGAAAGUUUAAUGAAACUUUGACUCUUCGUGACUCUCGUGUUCAGGCAGCACGCCAUCACACACGCCCUCCAACACCAGCGCGGACAGGGACAGGGACCGCGUCUCUGCAGGGAGGAAACAACGAUCGUCCGCCAAGUUCCAGCCUCCUGAACAACCUCCAGCCCGCAAAGACUGGGUCCCGGACACGCAGCAGCACGUGUGCAUGGUCUGUCUGCACGAGAGGUUCACCAUGGUGAGUGUGAGAGUGAGAAGAGAUCAGGACGUCUCAGAGAAACCGUCCGACUGAGUGUCUGUGUUUUUCUCGCAGUUCAACAGACGCCAUCAUUGUCGGCGCUGUGGUCGCCUGGUUUGUCAGGCGUGUUCGGAGCACAAGAUGCCCGUCGAGGGAUGUCCUGGAGAGGAAGUCCGAGUCUGUGACCAGUGUUACGCCUUCUUCCACCCCGAGUACGAGUCUGGAGCGGGUUUUGUUUUAACGUUUACUCGAUAGAGAAGAUUUAUGAGGAGGCCGUGUCUCUAAAAAGUGAAAAUCCAGUUUAAUUUGGGUGUUGAAUAAAAAUCUCUCCUCUUUGAAAACCAACAGGAAGUCUUUGAGUAACCGUGUCUGUAACUUUAACACUUAAAGUAAAUGUUUCUGUUUCCCUUUUACAGCUCUGAUGAUGAACUGGAACCAGCUGAAGGUAAAUUUAGGAGGAAGUUUUUCAGUUUUAGUGGAUAAAAAAAAGACUUCUUCUCCUCCUUCUUCUUCUUCUCCUCCUCCUCCUCCUCCUCCUUCUUCUUCUCCUCCUUCUUCUUCUUCUCCUCCUCCUCCUCCUCCUCCUCCUUCUUCUUCUCCUCCUCCUACUUCUUCUCCUCCUUCUUCUUCUCCUCCUUCUUCUUCUCCUCCUCCUACUUCUUCUCCUCCUCCUUCUUCUUCUCCUUCUUCUUCUUCUUCUUCUUCUUCUUCUCCUCCUCCUCCUUCUUCUUCUCCUUCUUCUCCUUCUUCUCCUCCUUCUUCUUCUCCUUCUUCUCCUUCUUCUUCUUCUUCUUCUUCUUCUUCUUCUUCUUCUUCUCCUCCUCCUUCUUCUUCUUCUUCUCCUCCUCCUCCUCCUCCUCCUUCUUCUUCUUCUACUUCUCCUCCUCCUCCUCCUCCUCCUCCUCCUCCUCCUCCUUCUUCUUCUUCUUCUUCUUCUCCUCCUCCUCCUUCUUCUUCUACCCCUUCUCCUCCUUCUCCUCCUCCUCCUCCUCCUCCUUCUUCUUUCCUCUUCUUCUCCUCCUCCUUCUUCUUUCCUCUUCUUCUUCUUCUUCUCCUCCUUCUCCUCCUCCUCCUCCUCCUCCUCCUCCUCCUCCUCCUCCUCCUCCUCCUGUAGUUCAGGUUUUUCACGCAGCCUUCUCUCUCUCUCCUUUCGUUGCUCAGUCGCUGGAAGUCCUGCGGUCAGCGAGGACGCUCUGGACGGGAUGUUUCAUCUCCCUGAAGUGGUUCAACAGAAGAUCACACUCAGCACAAACUCUGCAGAGAACCAGCUGCUGCGGGGCGAGUUCUACUACGAGCAGGUGCGACUCUUAAUCAUGCACGGACAAGUUUUUCUGAUUUUCCAACCCUGGUUCCUCCGCCAUGUUAACUUGUUCAUCUUGACCCCUCCAGGCUCCCAGUGCGUACCUGUGCGUGGCCGUCUUAUCUCUGCACAGCGACCAGAAAGCCUGCGGUCAUCAGCUCAUCGGCCACUGCCGCGCUCUGUCCCGUAAACUCACCAACCCCGAGGUGGACGCCUGCCUCCUCACCGACAUCAUGCGGCAGCUGCUCUUCAGCGCCAAACUGAUGUUCGUCAAAGUGGGUCGCAAUCAGGACCUCGCCCUGUGUGACAGGUGAGACGUGUGUAACAUGUCUGUAGAGGACGCCACGUGAAUCACGUUGAACUCUAACAGUCUUCUUCUUCUUCUUCUUCUGUCUGGUGUCUCUGUGUUUCCAGUUACAUCAGUAAAGUCGACGUGCUGAAAAUCCUGGUGACGGCCAACUACAAGUACAUUCCCUCUCUGGACGACAUCCUGGAGACUCCUGCUGUCACGCGUCUCCGAAAUCAGCUGUUGGAGGCCGAGUAUUACCAGCUGGCAGUGGAGGUGAGACAAAAAAACCUACAAGCCUCUAAAACCUUCAAAUCAAGACUGUACAGUACAACACUGUUUGUCUGUGUCCCUGCUGUCCCAGGUGUCCACAAAGAGCGGUCUGGACCCCGGCGCCGUGUGGCAGGCGUGGGGACAGGCGUCUCUGAAAUUCGGGAACCUCUCAGGAGCUCGAGAGAAGUUCGCUCGCUGCCUGAAGGCCCCGGUGGACCGAAACCAGCUCAACCUGGGUCCUUUACUGCUGCAGGAGAUCAUCCAGCACCUGGAGAACGUGCAUCCCACUCUGACCACGGUAACGCGACUACUGCACACACGUCACAUGACAUUACACGGUGGCGUCGCAUGAGCAGAAGAGGCUCAGCGUUCACAUCUUUAAUACAUCAGUACACAGACGUGAAUGUUUUGAUGCAGCCUUUUCUUCUCAUCGCUGACUGGACUCAGAGUCAGUUUUACGGGUCAGCUGAUCGCACGCUCUCCUCUUUAUGUACAGACAUCAAACAUUAAACACAACAAUGGUACACACAUUAAAUAUUUAACUAACAUAAACACGAGUCUGUGUGACUGUCUCCACACACCAAGCAUGAUAAAUAAAAUCAUUCGUGUGAUUGAAUUACAUGUUAAUUCAACGCAAAGACGCGAUCAGACGCUCCUUCUACUCUGGCCGUGUGAAUGACGCGAUUAGGCGGGAGUUUACAAGCGCGAGCUUGAUUCAAAGAGAUAGUGAGGGCUUUACAAGAGAAGAGAGAGAGAGGGAGGGGGAGGGGGAGGGAGGUGUUAUUAAGCGCGUGGAUUUUGGAACUGGAUUGACGCCAUAGGAGCUGAAAAUGUCUCAUCUAUUCACGUCGUAACCUUUUCUUUCAAUUACAGAAACUGGAAUAAAAAGGUUCUCGCCUGAAUGAGGAGGUCAGAUUACCUGGUAAAUUGUAAAAAAAAACAAAAAACUUUGUCUAUCACUUGAUCCCGCCGAUUAAAUUGGCAGGGAUAACUGUUGAAAUCACCGUUGACGCGCAAAUGAAGCGAGUAAAUACUGUUCAUUCACGUGUCUUGAUUUGGCCGAAUUAAGCGAGUGGAUGAUUUUACGCUGCUCGGUGUUAACGCCCCUUAACGUCAUCUGCCGACCCUCAUACUUCAUCAGUUGUCGCGACACGAAUAUCUGCUCAAAUUUAGACACUUUCUGCUCACUCCCAAUUCUCGUCAUUCGCGCCGCCUCAGAGUAGUAGAAGUAAUAGUUUAAUCACGUCUUUGCAUUGCCUUAAUUCAUUUGCUUAAAUGCAGCACUACUCUCGCUUGGAGUGAGCACCUCAUAAGAGCGCAUAAAUCCCUGAUUUAUAAAGUACGAACAAUCAAUCAGCAGUUUUCAUGGAGACCUUUCAGAGGAUGAUGAUGAUGAAGAAGAAGAGAGGAUGAUAUAAACAACGACAGAUGGAAAAGAUUUUUAUUAAGUUUUUAUUAAUUUGUAAAAAGUCUCUUAGUUUCUUUCUCCAAAAGUGAAAAUUAAAACGGCUCAUUUUUCAGUUUGUUGUUGUAGUACUCACUUUGGCCACAAGAGGCAGAGUUGCACCACUAACAGCCCGGACAGCCUCAUGUUUUCUGACCCUGGUGUGUUGUUGUUUCAGAGGUUGUUUCACGGUGGACCUCAUCCUGAUGUGUCAGCAAACAUUUCAAACCCGUGACCCUGACCCCACAUCUUUAUAAUCGCAGACCCUGAAGGACUCAUCAGUCCGUAUUUCUGUAUUAAAACCUGUUGAAUGAAGCCCCUCCCCCUCUCUCUUAUAUCACUCUGUAUUGUCCGGGGUAAUUAUAGCCGUACAGCAGACUUCAAGUUCACUCUCUGCACCCGGGUGAGGACAGAAUGUCUCCCCCCUUUAGCUCCGGUUCAUGACACCUCUGGAAUCUCCCGUGCAUUGUUGUGUGUCGGGGGUGUGAGGCGCUCGUGUGGUUUCUAUUGGCGAGCAUUAAUGGGAGUUUCCUUACGGGGAGAGCUUUGUUUACAACAUGUGGAAGUGGCUCAGGGUCACUUUACAGUCACCUUACAGAUAAGAGCGCCGUUAUCGGUCAGUCACCUCUGCGCUGAAUCAUGUUCGGAUAAUUCCCGAUUUAUGACUCCGAUUAUCUCAGUGAUUGAAUUAAAAUAGAGUCUUAAUUAUGUGGGUUAAAGCUCCAUGAGGCCUGACUUUAUAAGUCACCCUGAUCCAUCAGGCUGGGUCGUCUGAUAAUUUAAGGUCAAAGGGACGAAGACGAGACAAAGUCAUCCUGAAAAACAAACAAAACCGAGACCAGAAUGAUGGUUUUUAUUGAGUUUUAAAGGCCUGAAACAAAGGGGGUACCUGUCUGUGACCAUGUCCUCUGUCUGUGUGUGUCUGUGUGUGUCUGUGUGUGUGUGUGUCAGCCUUUCAGUGAGGACAUCUUGGCGUCUCUGUGGGAGCUGGAUGACACCCUGUAUGAGGCAGGUCCUCUGGAUCGACCGGAGACCCCGACUCAGAGCGUCCACCUCCACCAGGAGUGUCUGCACUACCUGAACUCGUACGGCACCCACCUGGCGCUGAUCAGCUACUACAUGCGCAAAGACUGCAUGACCGAGGCUCUGACGUACCUGCUGGACAAGGUGAGGACAGAAAAUGGUGCAUUAAAGGACUCCGGUGAACGUCCGAAAAGAGGAAUCUCAGUUUUUUCUGCAGUAAUUUUUAAAUUAGAUGAUCAAACAUCUCGAUUUAGGAUCUGAUUAGAAAUCUCAGGGCUCCUAAACCGACCCGGGCCUCUUUCUUUCAGACCCGCUUCUCUGUAUUUGAGUAAAUGUUGCAGCUGAGUCUCUGUUUGGGUCUAAGAAAGACGAUCAAACCGCCUUAAAGGUUUAAAACAGCAGCUGCACCUUCUCUUAAGUCUUAAACUUGAUCAGAGAGCGGCAUGUCCAGCAGGUGUUUCACUCUCCUGAUGUUUGACGCGUGUUUCUCUCUCUGAUCCUGGUCCAGGACUGUCCAGAUGAGGUCUUUCUUGAAGGCGUGUUGCAGCCCAGUCUUCAGCGCGGGAACCUCGGCGCGCUGCAGGGGAUCCUGGAAAAACUCGACCCCACUCUGGAAACCUGCAGCCGCUACCUCAUCGCUUCCUGCCAGUUCCUGCAGCGGCGAGGACGCUUCAACACGCUCUAUCAGAUCCAGCAGUUCAUGAUGGUCAGAUCUCGUCUCCGUGUCAAAGUCAGACUGUCGCUGAGAUUAUAAUCUGAUCAGAUUAUCUCAUAUUUCUUUCAGGAUCAUGUCAGAGCCGCCAUGACCUGCAUCCGCUUCUUCACACACGGCGCCGGUUCGUAUCUUCAGCUCGGCGAACAGCAGGUACGUCUCUCUCUGUUAGCUGAAGUGACCUUUGACCUGUCAGAGGUCACAUGUUGACCGUUCUGUCGACUCUGCGCAGCGCUGGUUAGUCCGAGCCAAAGAGCACCUGAGGACGUACCUGCAGGAGCAGCAGGGGCGGGGCUCCGGGAGGAGGAGGUCGCAGGUCAACUCCUUCAGGAAGAUGAUGUCAUCCAGUGACGUGUCCAGGUGAGCGAACGCCGCCUCGAACCCUCACGAGUCUGUUCUGGUUUCUCUCUUUAAAGCUCAGACCCCUCCUGCUGUUUCUCAUCAGACACAUGAACACCAUCGAGCUCCAGCUGGAGGUGACGCGGUUCCUCCACCGCUGUGAGACCGCCGGUUCCUCCAAGACUCAACAGAACAGCACGCCAACCAGCAAGACCCCUGGAUCCAGCUCGCCACCGACACUGUUCGAAGGAAACCCCGUCAAAGUGGAGGUGGCCUGCAAGGUUCGAGGGGUCUCAGAUUAAAUUUCAGAUUAAAUUACAGACAUGAGGUGAUCGUCGUUUCAGUCAUGAUCUGGUUUGUAUCUUUGCAGGUGAUGCUGGGAGGUAAAAACAUAGAGGAGGGGUUUGGUAUCGCGUACAGAGUCAUACAGGUAAGAGGAGAUGUUGACACUCGCUGACUUUGAACAAAAACUUGAAACCACGACACGUGAAAGCUAUUAAAAUUUGUUCCCAGGACUUCCAGUUGGAGGCUCAGGCCGUGUACGUGCGAGCCGGUCAGAGGCUCGUCCGGCACAAACAGUUCGGCGCCGUACGGCAGCUCCUCAAAUGUGUCGGCGAAUCGGGCACGGCGACGAAAAACGACUGCGACGCCCUCAUCCUCAGCUGUGUGUCUGUGGCCGAUAAAGGACCUGCUGAUGUGAGUGAAAAACACUUUUAUUUAGAGAUGUGAGGAUAAAGAUGAUCACCUGAUCGCUGCCUCCAUGUUUUCAUGUUGUCUCUGCUUCAGGCCAAGGAGGUGGAGAGCCUCAUCCUGGAGACCAAAAGCACAGAGACCAAGGUACUGAGAAAACUGCAGGAUGAGGCGAUCAUGUCGUUUUAUUGAUCUGAAAAUGACCAGAAAUAAUAAAAAUAAUCAACUUUUUUAAUCUUAAUUUUAUUUAUUUAUUUUUUAAAAUUAUUUUUUAAAAUUUAAUUGUGCAAUACGGCAUUACAGUGACAAUGCAAGACAGACAACAAACAACAGCAUUUGUGGUUUUGUGUGUGUGUGUGUGUGUGUGUGUGUGUGUGUGUGUGUGUGUGUGUGUGGCGUGUAUGAAUAAUAAUAGAAUAGAAUAGAAUAUUCCUUUAUUGAUCCCCCAUGGGGGAAAUUUUUUUGUCACAGCAGCAUCACAGACAAGACAAAGAGUGCAAAAAUGCAGUUAUAACAAUAAGGAUCCUAAUAUUAAGAACUUAAAUAAAUGUAAUAAUUAAGAAAAAAAUUAGAAAAAGGAAAAAGGGAGAAGAAAAAAAAACAAAAAAAAAAACAUUUUAAUGAUAAAAAAUAUUACAAUUGUCAGACAAGCAAAUGGAAAUUAUAAUAAAAGAAUAAUAUCAAUAAUAAUGAUAAGAACAACAACAUUCAAUAUUAAUAAUUAAUUAACAAACUUUUUAAUCUUUAAACCUUUUCCGUAAAUCCUCCUGGUUUAACCCUGUUGUGUUUUUAUCUGCACGUCUUCAGAGGCUGUCAGAGAAAAUAAAAGACAAUAAAAACUGUUCUUCAGGGGGAACACGUGAAGAUGAAACUGCUGAAGGAAGACAAAGACAUUCUGCACUUAUUGAUUGAUUUAUUUAGGAGUUUGGAUAAUCACCUUAUUGUUAAAAUUAGAAAGCGGAAACAUGAACUCUGUGAAGGUGUUUCUGUAAAAUCAGACUAAUCGAUGGUCUGUCUCUCGUCACACCUGCAGAUUAAGGCCUACCUGCUGUGCAGCAAACUCCGCCCUGCGUACCUCCUGGCGGUAAAGCUCGAGUCGAGCAGAGCGCGCCCGCUGGUCCAGGAGGUCCUUCAGGCGGCGGAGAGCGCCCAGGACUCUGUGAUGCAGAACAUCUGUCACCAGUGGCUGUCCGAACACCAAACCAAGACGUCCCAGCAGCGACAGGGCCGACCCAGCGCCAGGUAGAGGUACGAUCAGCCGGCUCGACAAGGGAUACGACAAACACUGCACUUCAACACAGACGAGGCCCGGUCAGAGGGUCCUGGUUCUCUGAGGGGACUCUGUAAGGGGGUCACAGAUUACUCUAAUGUGGGUCAGAACCGUGUCUCUCUCUCUCUCUGUGUGCUCGUGUGUGUGUGCGACCUUCCUCUCUGUAAAACUGAUGAAUCACCGCCGUGCUUUAGUUCCACUCUGGAAAUGUUCUGCUGUUAUCUCUCUGCUGUACAGCGUGUUACUGAAAGGAGCCACAACAACAACCAUUACACAACAAAAACCCCAGACUACGAGGCCAGCAGAGUCCGUAUGAGCAGAUCUGAGACUGAUCUCCUACCUCAACCUAAAGGGAAAAACAUCUUCAAACUGACUGAAACUUCUCGGUUUUACUUUAACGCCAUUUUCGUCCGUGCGUGUGUGUUUGGACGCUGAUCCCUGAAGAAAUCCUGUUUUUAUGAUCCUAGAGAAGCUGAUGGUUUUCGUCCGGCACAUUUAACAAAACCAGGAUUUCAGAUAUUUUUAAGAGCACUGACUUUUGUGAGAAACUUGAGGUUGGAUACAGAAAGGGACCCUCUUAAAGAUCAGGUUCUGGAUCAGGAUUUUGCUGAAAAAAAACAAACCCGCUCAGUCUCAGUUUCAUCUCAGUUUAUGGCUCGUUUCAUACCUCACCUUGUGGCUCAAUCGUCUUUAAAGGGUUAUUCUGUGAUUUUUAAACUGUGUCUAUCGUGAGCGCUCACUGUUGUCGCCACAUCUGCUUUGAGACCAUUAGAGGUUCUCUGAGGAACCACCAGACUCCACUGCAGCUUCAUCAUGCAGGAGGAGGGACCUGCUGAUCUAACUCUGUGUUUAUUGGUCCUAUCUUUUCUUGUUGUGUGCCUACGGUGCGUUAAAUAUAAGUGCAACUUAAACCUGUAUUUAUAACCUGAAGUCGGAUCUGUCGAGGCGGCUGUAGCUCUUCUUCUCUGCUUCAUGAACCUGCAGUUUCUCUCAUAGCAUGAAAGUCGAGGUGUAAAAAUGACAGAAUAGUCCUUUAACUCCUGAGUCACACGUGUGAGAACUAAACCUACAGUGUUUAAAAAAGGGACGUCACUUUUUGUACUUGUGUUAACCACUUUGUUACCAUAGAAACAUCUUUUUCUUCAUUUACACGACAAUCACUGACGUUGCUGAAGCUGCCUUUGGAUUUUACUACAGUGUGUUUUUUCUGAGUAACUCUGACCGGUCCUCUUCAGAGGAACUCCUGUUUUCACUCUGCUUCCCUCUGCUGCUCCGGGGUGAAGACUGGGACUGACAAACCUUCCUGUGAACGAAGUACUGACGGACAAAGACGAGAAGAAAACUCUCGAGAUGCACACGGACGACAUUCUUGCACUCUGAUUCUGGACUUUUGUCUCUUCACUGCCGCACUUUAUACUCGUGAGUUCAAAGAAAAAAAGUUUCUUUUGGUAAAAAAAAAAUAAUGUAACUCAGUUACGACUUUGUUAAUGCAGAGACUAAUGAUUUUAAAAUGUAACUGAAUCCUCCAUCACGUGUAAAAUAACAUGAACGUAUAAAAGAAUACAAUUCACAAAAAUAAUGACUUAUUGUGCUUCAUUUUCCUCGUUUAUUAAAAGGUUUUUGUACAGAAGACGAAAACGGCCAGGGAUUUUUUUUUUUUUAAUGCACCGUUAUCUCAUGAUAACGACUUAUCUCGUUAUCAUGAGAUAACAAACCUCCCUCCUGGAUCAGCUUUUUUGUUGGUUUUCACGUUGAAAGAUGGUUUUGACUGGCUGGUUGCAGACUAAAUAAGAGGGGAUCCAAGAUAGACCCCUGGGGGACGCCACUUCAGAGAGGGAGCAUUUCAAAGUGAUCGCUCCACAGACAUUUUAGGGUCACUUUAUCUUCUCUAGAAACAAAUGAACGGUACAGAAGACGAGAACGGCCAUGGAUUUUUUUAUGCUCUAUAAUCUUGUGAUAACCAUUUACUAUCUCGAUAUAUCAAAUUUCCUUUUCUCCUGAUAACUGAAACAACGUUUUAGCCAACCUCAAAUGGUCACUUUUAAAAAUGCCCUCAAAAUUAGGAUAUUUCUGAACAAUGCAGCCACAUUUGUCAACAGCAAGCCCGGGUUUUAAAUGAAAACACUUUUGGUACACUCCACUUUGCGCAUGCGCAUUACACUUUUUACGAUUUGCGCAUGGCGGUUUAAUUUUCCCACUUUUAAUGUGCAUGCACAAAAUGGAGCGUGUCAUCAGCAUUUUCAUUGAAAACCCUGACUUGCUGUUGACAAUGUGGCAUUUCCGAAAUUUCCCAAUCUGGGGGACAAUUUUAAAAGUUAGCGUUGAGGUCGGCUAAAACGCAGUCUUUGCUAUCACCAGAAAAAAAAAAAACUUUGUUAUAUUG
Messenger RNA from Xyrichtys novacula (pearly razorfish), 26929 nucleotides. Lineage: Eukaryota; Metazoa; Chordata; Actinopteri; Labriformes; Labridae. The record is from the annotation of a GenBank genome assembly.